Molecule: messenger RNA, 1107 nt
Organism: Eutrema salsugineum
Lineage: Eukaryota; Viridiplantae; Streptophyta; Magnoliopsida; Brassicales; Brassicaceae
Product: pectinesterase 1
Exons: 1
Coding region: 170-859 (229 amino acids)
Molecular function (GO): enzyme inhibitor activity
Source: RefSeq, a predicted model, not a curated record
UUUGAAACUUUGGGAGAGAGAGAGAAAACGUGGGAGAUAGAGAUACGUUGCUACAAAAGUCACAUUCCUUCCUUCUUCCUACAUUCAAAGUUUCUCUCGUUGACUUUUCGCUCCCAAAUCCCAAAUCAGAGAUUGAUUCAUCAAAAGCUUCCAAAUUGUCUGUGUUUCAAUGGAGUCGAUCAACAACUUGAAAGGAUACGGCAAAGUAUCCGACCAAGAAAACCAGAUUCUUCAAUCUCCACUCCCUAAACCACCUUCCCGUAAAACCCUCAUCGCCACCGUCUCCGUCGUAUGCUUCCUCUUGAUCCUCACCGUCGUCGCUUUAACCGCCGGAGCAUUCACUCGUCCUUCACACCAUCCUCCCGUCUCCUCCGCGUCUCUCAAGGAAGUCUGUGCCUUGACUCGUUACCCAGAGACCUGCCUCGAUGCUCUAUCUUCUUCUCUCAACGAAUCGAACCCUGAAUCAAUCCUCUUGCUAUCGAUUCGAGUCGCUUCUCAAAAGGUCUCAAGCCUCUCCAUGUCUUUCCGAUCAAUCAACGAUAUGCCUGAGGAAGCGGCGGUCGGCGACUGCGUGAAGCUGUACACCGACGCGCUGAGUCAACUCAACGAGUCGGUAUCGGAGAUCGAGAAGGAGAAGAAUAAGGGAGGGGAUUGGUUGACGAAGAGGGUCGUCGGAGAUGUCAAGACGUGGAUUAGCGCCGCCAUGACUGAUGGUGAGACUUGCUCCGAUGGGCUUGAAGAGAUGGGAACGACGGUGGGAAACGAGAUCAAGAAAGAAAUGGUGAUGGCGAAUCAGAUGUUGAGCAUUAGCUUGGCCAUUGUUAGUGAAAUGAAGAAGCUUUUGUUGAUUCUUCACUAAAACCAAAACAUAGAAAAUCAAAAAGGUUGAAACUUUUUCUUCUUCUUCUUCUUCUUCUUCUUCUUCUUCUUCUCUUCUUCUUCUCUGUUUCUGUGUUUGAAUGUCUUAUACUCUGCUUUCUGUUCUUGCUCUGUAAUUAAUGACUACAUUGAUUUUAUUUUUGGUAUGUAAUUUGAUAAGAGGGAUGUAUCAAACUUGUCGUAUUUUACAUUCAACCCCAGAAUUCUCAAUCUAUUUCAGUUUCCAUC